GUGUGCACGGGCCCUUUAAAUUGGACCUGGAAAAAGAGCUCGAGGUUGAGGGAGUGACUGCAUGCUGUCUAUACCGCAGAUGUGGUCAGACAUGCUGCUUCCAUCCAUACAUCCUCUCCUCCACCACCACCACCACCCACCCAUCCAUCCUUUGAUCCCCAGACUCGUACGCGCCUGCGUGAUUCCCGCGUGGCCGUGGACGCGCUGACAUGCUGCGGGGAGCUUCGCGUCAGAGCACACCGAGCCGAGGAUGAAAAUGCUCCGAUUCCGCAGUCCCAGCAUCCGCUCCUUGGACCAGGAGAUCCUGUGCACCAUCCGCCUGCUGGACGACUCCGAGAUCUCCUGCAGCAUCCAGAGAGACACCAAAGGCCAGUUCCUGCUUGACCAUGUGUGCAAUCACUACAACCUUCUCGAGAAGGACUACUUUGGUAUUCGCUAUGUGGAUCCGGAGAAACAGAGGCACUGGCUGGAGCCAAACAAAGCUGUGGUUCGGCAGAUGAAGUCUCUGCAGCCCUUCACCAUGUGCUUCAGGGUCAAGUUUUACCCCCACGAGCCCAUGAAGAUCAAGGAGGAGCUCACAAGGUAUCUGCUGUACCUCCAGCUGAAGAGAGACGUCUACCACGGCCGGCUCCUUUGUCCCUUUGUGGAAGCCGCCUUCCUGGGUGCAUGCAUCGUGCAGGCUGAGCUCGGCGACUACGACCCAGAGGAGCAUCCGUCAGACUACAUUAGAGACUUCAAGCUGUUCCCCAAACAGUCGCUCAAACUGGAGAGGAAGAUCAUGGAAAUACACAAGACUGAGCUCAGGGGUCAGUGUGCCGCCUUGGCAGAACUGAACAUGCUCCAAAGGGCUCACAACCUAGAAACAUAUGGCGUUGACCCUCACCCAUGCAAGGACUUCACGGGCUCCACAGCUUUUCUCGGGUUCACAGCGACGGGCUUUGUGGUCUUCCAGGGAAACAAGAGGAUCCAUCUUCUCAAAUGGGCCGACGUCAGUAAGCUGAAGUUUGAGGGGAAAACGUUUUAUGUCAUCGGCAUUCAAAAGGAGAUCUCCUUAACAGGCAGGAUUCACUGUAACAGGAUGAAGAAAUUGGUGUUGACGUUUCACACCUCGACUCCUGCAGCAUGUAAACACUUAUGGAAGUGCGGGGUGGAGAAUCAGGCCUUUUACAAAUGUGCAAAGUCAAGUCAGAUAAAGACGAUGUCGAGUAGCAACAUUUUCUUCAAGGGCAGCAGGUUCAGAUACAGUGGAAGAGUAGCCAAGGAGGUGAUAGAGGCCAGUUCUAAAAUCCAGAGAGAGCCACCUGAGGUGCGCAGAGCUCAGUUCGGCCAGAGCCGAAGCUUUAACUCUUUGAGUCAUAAGAACCUCAUCAUUAACAUGGAACCUCUGGUACCAGCGCUGCCCUCCACCACUGAGUACGAAGAGGCGGCCGUGGAAAACGGCACUGUAGCUAUGAAGGACUCGACGGCGUUGCCCCCCCUCAAACCGUCAACCACUCCCGCAGACUGCGAACAAACACAAAGCAUCGAUGGAGCCAACUCUGCGUCAGACCUGCCGUCUCCACGUGUUGCCAUGGAGACCUCCAAUAUCCGACCUCAGACGCCCAAAGCGGGAAGUGAAAUGGGGGAAGAUGACGAGGCCUCUGGAGCGCUAACCAUCUCUGAGCUUGUGUACAGCCCUUGUGCCAGCAUGCUGCCCACCCCAGUGGACGACAGCCAGGGAGGCGUCGACCUCCUCUUCUCCUCGCCAGUACAGAGCCCCGCCAGGCUGCUGAGGGAGCUCCAUGAUGACCCUGACAUCCAGGCCCAGCUGGAGGCCGAGUGGGAGCGCGACCGUGCCUACGAGCGCACCCGGCUGGCCGCGAGCAGGGGCGGCUUUCACGGGGUCCUGGGCGGCGGCCUUCGCCUGCUGUCAUCCAAUGAGAGGCUCAACGCUUGCGUGCUGAGCGUGGCCCGCUUUGUCGCCGUGCUCACAGGCGUCCUCUUGGUCACCGUGCCCACCUUGCUGCUGCUGCUGGAGUCCGACCUGGACGUGUCCUUCCUGCACGAGAUCCGACAAACGCCAGAGUUCGAGCAGUUCCACUACGAGUAUUACUGCCCUCUUCGCCGUUGGAUCAUGUGCAAGGUCAGCAUGGCCAUGGAGCACCUGUGGUCUGACUAAGAGGGUGAGGUGAGGACCACUUGGCAAAAAAAGGGAGGUGUCACUUCAGGGAAAAAAACAGAUGCCCAAAAGUCUGUCUUAACAUGUUAUUACAUCUUAUCGGUCUUAACUACUCUAUCAUAAGACAAACGCAAGACGGUCCUUCCCAGCAGAACCAUUUUUCUCUCCCAAUUCAGCACGAUCCCAUCACUUGUUAAGAUAGACGUUUGUGGCGGUCACCUGCAAAGAAAGAGGUCUGUCUGGGAAAAAGACAGACAUAUGGACCCCCUCUUCAAAGAGCAGCGCCUGAUUGGUCCCCGAGAACGUCAGUCACCGCAGAGUGGGUGGGAGUAGUGAUAGAUGGAGUCGUCACUGAAUGAAUACCGCACUCCUGAGUUGACUAUACAUAUAUAUAUAUAUAAAUAAUAAAACACGCAGAAAAGACACAUUGGUAAGUGAAGCCAGUCUUACGCAAGUUGUUUUUAAGGUUUUGUACAUUUUUACGUGACGCAGCUCUUUCAGGAAUUUUUUCAGUCAGAGGAUCUACUUUGAUCUUAUUUUGAAAAAAAAUUCAGAGUUUAUAAAAGAUGACAAAAAUUUACCCAACGGGAGAAAUUUCAGCUAUUUUGUAACGCCCGGGUACAGCACAAAUCUUUUACACGACCACGGCAGAUAUUUCAACUCUCUCUCAGACCAUGUGAUGUCAUUUGGGACAAAAACAGGCGGGCGACGUGUGUUUGUUUGUGGUGGUGAUGAAACAUGUUUGUGUUUUUGUCCAGUAGUUCAGUAUCUUCAAGUUACAAGUCAUAAAUGAAGUGGUAGACGAAGUGUUGAAGAACGGGAGCGGGAUGUAGGAAAAUGGAGCUAACGAGGGUUUUCCUGGAAAUUGAAGGGAAUGUAAACUGUGUAGGAGGCUUGACUGGCCGGGAUUAGAGCCUCUUUCACACAGAGAUGCCGCACAAUUGGCGCAUAACAGCCGUAACAUUUAUUUAUCUGUGCCUUUCACACAGAACCCUGCGGGAUAUAAGUGUGUGUGCUUUUCACACAGCAACAUCAUAUGUCAGCGCCAGUUGCUGUCAACACAACAGUGUCUGGUGUCAAAACCUCACACCCCUGUCCCGGCAUUGCGGAAUACCCUUUCACACAGGCAAUACCCUGCCUCUGUUACGGCGCUGAUAUGACCUCCAAAGCCUGAAAUUUGCCCGGGUCGACUUUGCCGACCCAUAGCACGUCAUCGGCCGGCCACACAGGAUAAAGGCGGCUUUUACAGUCUGUGUGAAAGGGGCUCAGGAUGUGUUAAGUUAGUGUUAUGUAUGUUUUUAAUAUUUGUGUAGUCCAGUGAUGUUUCUCGAAAGUCCAUUGGACGGUUUCUUUCUUGUAGAGGAGGUUUUAGCCCAGGGGUGUCCAAAAUGCAUUUUCAGGCCGCAGCUCAUUUUUUGUUGGUUUUGAGCACAUUUUGAAAAUGUCAUAUUCCAUCAUUGAUAAGAGAUAUCAUUUGAUUGGUUUUAGCGUCUUUAAAUGCACAAAGUGCAUCCCACAAUUUUUCUGUCGGAGGCCACUCAAUGGAAAAUGUUUGGGCACCCCUGUCUGCCUGUAGCUCUUUCCCACAACACUGUGUAAAAACAUACUGAGCAUCCUCUAUUAGUUAACGUAACAUCCUCUAACUAGUGGCCACGCACACACACAAAGGACCUGAGUCUGACACUCAAGCAAAAACCGAACCGCUUUGACGCACUUUUGGUAGCUUCCCGUUGUCGUUUGGUAUGCAAUGUCUUGCCUUUCUGCCCGUGUGAACGCCUUCUCAGGAAAUUAGCAUCAGCGGCUCCUGUUGCAACCAAACACAUCAAACCCUCGUGAAAAACACCUCAAAACUGCGUCCACUAAGCAUACCUGUCAACGUUUGCAUUCGGAAAUAAGGGAAGUUUUCCGGAAAAUAAGAGAAACUCCUUGUUUUUUUUAGAUAAAAGUUGAAAUACGGGAAACGGGGGGGUAGUAUCCCGGGAAUAAACGGGAGGGUUGACAGGUAUGCCAGUAAUACUGGCCCAGUUGUCACGUAUCAGGCUCAAGCACGGUUACAGACAUCUUUCCUCCCCUUGUCCCAGACUGGUCACUCACAUUACUGCAACUAUUCUGACUUUUGUGGCUUAUUGUGAUGAGACGACGGAGUACGAGGGCUUCAGCGAAAAGAAUUCCGCGAAAAAAGUUGUAAUUUUUCCAGAAUAAUUGCCAGAAUUCCCAGCUGUCUGAGAAGAAUUGAGUAAUAUCAUGAGAUAGCAUUGUUAAAACACUUCUGGUCCCAUGAUGGAACACACCCUCAUUUAUUCUUGUGAUAUUAGGACUGCUACCAUGUUAUUCCUGUAGUACCUCAUUGACUGUAUGGCAUGUCUACGUUGUGUGCACAUGCGUGUGCUCGUGUGGGAGCAAACGUAGCUGUGCCUAGUUCCUUCAACCAUGCUUAAGGCAAGGGAAGUGUGAUACCGUGCUUGAGCACAGCACGGUACAGAGCGCUUACACUCGUCAAACAAGCAUGCUUGAGCACGGUAUGGCUUGCUUUGUGCGAGGGAGUACUGUGCAGAAGUCUUCGGUCACCGUUAGAUGUGUUAUUUCAGCAAUUGUUAAAUAAACAUAGAAUAUGUACAGUAAUCCCUUAUUCAUGGCGGUUGAUUGGUUCCGGACUCGACCGUGAUAAGUACAUUUCCGCAAGGUAGGAUUCCUUCUUUAUAAAUGGAAUAUUCUGGUAGUUAUGGCAAAGAAAACCUGUUUACGAUCUUUUAAAUACGUUUUUAAACAUUAUUAGAGCCCUUUAAACAUGAAAUAAUACCCACAUAGUUACAUUCGCAACAGUAACCCGUGUUAUUAUAAUGAUUACUACCUCCACCAAGGAGUUAUGUCGUUGUCGGAAAUGGGAUAUGGAAGAACUGAUUACAUUUUGGGGGUGGUUACCGGGAAUUUUUUUAAAGGAUUCUUGAACAUUGCGAGGACCAUUUUUGGCAUUUGUGCAUAUAACUCCACAAUAGCAAAAUGGUCAGAGCACUUGGAAAAAAAAAUACAGGACAAGCCUCCAACAGGUUCAACACAAUAUCAAAGACUGAGCCAACUAAUGGAAUAAUUCCGGAUACUAUGAUCCAGAAUAUGCAAAAAUAGAACCGCGAUGUAGCGGGGGACGAUUGUAAUUGCCAUGUCACUAAAUAGAACCCAGACCUCCACCAAGGCCGAACUGUGAACAAAAGUAGGAAAUAUAAGUGGGCCACCAUGUUUAUGUUAGCCCACCUGUGUGUCAGCUAGCAGGCUACUUCCUGGCCCGAAAAGACGGGCAGUACCAUUAUGAUUCCGGGGGAUUAAUGCCGCGGCGACUGAAACAGUGACAGUAAAUUCAAUUUGGUGAUGAAAACGGGACAAAGUGUUUUUGAUCGGCACAGUCUAAUUAAAAUACCGAUAUUAAAAAAAUUUGAUUUUUUGUAGGCUACAGUGCUUAACAAAUAUCGUUGAGCACAACCCGUCCCUCCCGAAUGGAAAACUAAACACAGGAAGUGAACAAACUAUCAUUCCAUAUCAUUAUCAGUAAUCGAAAUGAAAAAGUCGUAGGAUUAAAUAUACUUUGUUCUUUUUAUACAAGUGCAGACCCGAUGUUCCUCAUAUCCGAAACAUGUUUAUGUUUCUAUAAUACACCAGUGUGUUAUAUAUUUAUAUGCUGAAAUAUACUUGUUAAUGUUAGCCGUCAUUUUUUUGCAUUCACUGUUUAAUUUUUCAAAAACAGUAAAAGCACAUCUUGACAUCCCUGUACAGACAUACAAAAUUACCUUUUUUCCUGGGCGAGAAAAGGGACUAUUUCGUUGUUUGAGUUUGUUCAAUAGAUAACUAACAUUUUUGUUCCAAGUUUUCUCGUCAGGUUGUCUUAAUACAUUUGUUAAGCACCGUCUGCACUCGUGAAAGUGCGUGCCAGUCCAGACUGAAACAAUAGCGCCUCUGCUGGCUGCAGCCAAGUAGUGCACUGCAUUAGCGCACUACAUUUCCUCACUUUUGUGAGGAACUACGCUAUACUUUUGUGAUAACAUCCAAGCUGGUGGUGACCUGAGACUUUUGCACAGCACUGUGAAUACACUGAUGUGUAUUUACUUCUGCACAAAUGCGACCAUUUUAUUUGCAAGGGUCCACAUGAAGGCUUCUGUAAUGCAUUCAGCGUGUCCACACAAGUCCUCCUGUCUUAGUCGGUCAACGGUUUCCUGCCGCAUUAUCAAUAUGCAGAAUAAAAGUGUGGCUCUUUAGACUUUUAAGCAGAGUUUAUGCAGAAACAAAGCAUUUAUUUCCCGUCACGGGGAAAAACACAUGCACUGAAACCAACAGAAGGGCCAAAACACGAUGACAGCAUCAUCACGACCCAGCCACCAUCGUCUACUCUCUUUCUGUCCGGCUUACAUUUUUGAAUGCAAAGCUAAUUCUCUUGUCGAUGUACAAACAUUUUUCUGUGCUAAACCUGCAUGUCGUGCCCUCAUUUGUAAAUACUGUUAAUAGAUGUGGCAAAAAGACAAAAAAAAGGGUAAAAUAAUGUCGCUUCCCUCUGUGUGUCCUGUCCUGGUUUUGCUUGUAGGCUUGGCUGUCUUCAUUAGAAUGCAUGUGCUUUGUCUUGACCAAGCAUUGACACCACCUCAUGAAGUACAUGCUAAAUUAACUCACACAUGGGUAAGUAAACAUUUUUAAAGUUAAUUUUACAGGAAUGUGAAGAGACUAUUUAAAAAAUAUAUAUAUCAUAGCAUCAUUGUGCUUUGGCUGUGUUGAAAUGCGAACAGCGCAUGCUAGCAAGGCAUGCUAACGUGUUGAGUGAGCUAGCGCCGUGUUCCGGUUCAUUCUCUCAGUUGAAAGGCAGCAAACGUGCAAAUUAGGUAUGAUUUUUUUUUUCUGCCUGUGGAGAUUAGCUUGAGAAUGAUAGGAGCGAAUGUGACCGAACAGCGACGAGGGCUCCCAGCCGGUGAUGUAGCAUUAGCUUAGCUUGUAGCUUUGCCUUUACGCUAAAGAUUUAGCCGUCAUUUUGGGCUGAGGUCAUGCGGGUGUCUUGUUUACUGGCGAGGGAAAGUUUUGUUGAAUGCUUUUUAAAAAAUAAAUUGUUUGAAAAACACUCGUUAUUGAUGUCAAACCGUAAAUUUGAUUGGGUGUCUUUCAAUUUAAGUAAUACUAUAAUCCUAAAAUGUUUAUGUCACCAAAUUGAUGAUAUAGUCAGAAUUUCAAACACAAAUUCGUUUACACCAGUCAAAGAUCAUCUAUAUAACAGGAGUGCUCUGCUGUUUCUAAUGUCCUGCUGCAAAAACUGGUGAAAGAUCCUCUAUAUGCCAGGGGCACUCUGCAAUAUAUAUACUGUAUAUAUUCUUUAUAUGACAAGAGCGCUAUGCUGUUUUUAAGGACGCAGUAGGUCCUUAAUUCCUUAAAACUACUACUACUACUACAAAGCAUUUUUGCUGUGGGUUCAUAAGAAGAGCAUACACUGUAUAGAGUAGCUUUGACUGGUGUAAACAUGUUGCUUGCGUUUUAAUGAACGACUAUGAUGAUCCAUUUGGUGAGUAAGUAAACAUUUGAAGGCACGACAGAGCCUUGCCUUGACGUUAGAGAGACCUCCGGCACCCCUGAUCCUUUUUCAGGACUUACCGCAAAAACGUUAGUCAACGAUCCUCUAUAUGACGGGAGUGUGCUGCAGUUUUUAAACACUUCCUCCAAAAACGCUCGUCAAAGAUCUCCUAGGUGACAGGAGUGCUCUGCUGGUUUUAGGAAUCCGCUGCAAAAAUGUUAGUCGCUCCCAAGGUUUGAAGUGAACUCAUAGGCCGGCCGGUCUGCGGUCAUUCCCGACAAGAUUUGGCCCGCGUGCCAGCAGUUGAUCGGCCUGAUGUAGGAUUUCUUCUUGAAAAUGAUACCUCAGGUGUUUGCAUUGGGCGUGGGAUUAGCGUGUACGUAAGGGAGGAAUAACCGAUUGGAUCAUUUCCACUAGAAUGUGUUAGCAUGUACAGUAAGUAGCACACUCCCUUGCACGGUCACUUUGUUCUUUUUGACGACUGGUGUCAAGCUGUUGUUAUUCUUUUUCGCUUCUAACUCUGGGGGAUUUUCAUUUCGCCCUCACCACCCUCUGGGACAACCAAGCCUUAUGAACUUUGUGAAGUGAAACAUUUGAAUGUUUGUAUGUUAUUUGAAGAAAAGAUGUAUUGUUUUAUAUGUUGAUACUGCCACAAUAAAGCUCCCUAAUCAAC
Dunckerocampus dactyliophorus (ringed pipefish) is the source of this 8367-nucleotide messenger RNA. It is a transcript of the gene frmd3, whose product is annotated as FERM domain containing 3. Gene Ontology annotation, molecular function: cytoskeletal protein binding. The transcript has 16 exons. The record is from RefSeq and is a predicted model, not a curated record. Bases 251 to 2158 code for a protein of 635 amino acids. Lineage: Eukaryota; Metazoa; Chordata; Actinopteri; Syngnathiformes; Syngnathidae. Gene Ontology annotation, cellular component: cytoskeleton.